Carassius carassius (crucian carp) is the source of this 1675-nucleotide messenger RNA. RefSeq names its product kinetochore-associated protein DSN1 homolog. Gene Ontology annotation, biological process: cell division; mitotic sister chromatid segregation. Gene Ontology annotation, cellular component: MIS12/MIND type complex. The transcript has 11 exons. Bases 85 to 1068 code for a protein of 327 amino acids. The record is from RefSeq and is a predicted model, not a curated record. Lineage: Eukaryota; Metazoa; Chordata; Actinopteri; Cypriniformes; Cyprinidae.
UGACUACAGUUCCCAAGAACCAUCACGGCGACAUGAAAGUGGGUGGGGCAUGUUUGACUCUGCGCGCGCGGUGUUUGAAAGAAAAUGGCGGAGCUUCAGAGUGGAGAGAUUGAACCGUGUGAUGACAGCAGCAUCAAUACAAGGGUCUCAGAAGUGUCUCAAGGAGUCAAGCGGCCUCGUGACAGCACCCCCCUCCAAGGUCCUCCUCAGAAGUCACCUGCUCUUUCAGGAGAGGAGGAGCAGCUGCAGGACUCCAAGAUGAGCUCUGCUGAGGACAGUGUGAGGGACAGUGUGAGCGUCAGCGCUCCAGAACCAAGCUCUCGCUCACGGAGGAAGUCCUGGAGGAGAUCGUCCCGAGGCAGACGCUCUCUGCCGGCCUUCUCCUGCUCCUCACAGCCUCUGUGUGAAACCAUCAGCCUGUCUUUGCCUGAUAACGAGAGGCUAGAGAUGCUAAUUAAAGCUGCCAUGCAGAGGACAGUGAAGAGGGCCAAAAGUAGUCUGUACACUGUUCCUGGUGUUGAUACAGAGACCCUCCAGACUCAAGUUGAAUCUUUGCACGGAGAGUGGGCCAGUCUGGCUGAACACAUCAGAAGAGAGACUCAGAGUUCACUUUCAGCUGUUGAGAGUGACCCUGUUGUUAACAUGACCACUGCACACGUUCAGGAGGACAUAGACAGGUUACAGGCUGAGAGUAUGUCAUGGGAGUCGCUUCUGAACCAACAUCGGAGCAAAGCUGACGAACUAGACAAAUGUGUGGAGCGGGGUGAAGAGAACGGGCUGCCGCUGGACCCAUCAUGCUUUGAAAAGUCCUCACAGAGUCAGCUCAUUCUGAACAAACCUGACUACAAGGCUGUGCUCGUGGGACAGCAAAAACUACUCCGAAACAUGGAGCUCGUGAUGGACUCACAGUGUUGUGUAAUGAGGGAGCUUCUGUCUUUCCGUGAGAAAUCACAGCUGCUGCUAAAGGAGACCAGUGCCAAACUAGCUGCCAGGGCUGGAUUUCAGAAUCUCCCUUCAUCUCCAGUCAAACAGCUGAUAAAAGGAUGCAUAUCUAGUGUUUCCUCUUAGUUUACAGAGCCGUAAUGAAUCCCAUGGGAUGCUGAGCUUCCACAGAAAAGUGCUAUGGUCUGACAUAGCCAUUUCGGUUAUGCAUUAUUACUUUCUACUCUAUCAUUUCUACUUUUUGCUGUAUCAAAAUACAUGUCCUUUUCAUAUUACCCAAUAAUUUGGAUAGCGAGUAUCUAAAUUCAUACUAAACGUCUGUCUGUCUGUCCUGGAUUUAGUAAGAGGAAAGGUUCAGAAUGUGCACAUAAAGCCCAAAGAUGGACACUAGAUGGCAGACUAGUUAUUCAGAGCUCUACUUUAACCCGUGCAGUUCUCCAUAGGGCUUGUUUUUCACAUUUUUACAGAUUUCAGAUUCAAAUUAAAUUUCCUUGACAAUUGCUUCAAUUUUUUUGUUAUGUAAAAAAAAAAAAAAGAAAAACCAUUUUGAUUCAGUUUUAAGCCCCUGAAUGCUUUUAAUCGGUCUUUUAAUCUGUCCUGUAUGUCUAAUGGACUAAGAAUGAUAUUCAUUCAUCCAUCACUGGAUAUAUUUCUCUCUUCUGCCUGAAUGGUGAAAUUGAAUAAAUGGUUUGUGCUGGUGUCUUGUUUCCAGCUCAAACAUCGCAAGCUUGUA